UCAAAAAGUGCUUGAUGUUUUAAUUCAUAUGUUAAUAUGAACCAACAUAUCGCUUUUAUGUUUUCAGAUUGUACAUGGUCAGUAAAACCAUGGAAUAAAUAAUUGUGUGACUAUGAAGAACACGGAUGUUGACCGGGGAUACUCGUGGGUUGUUUUAAUAUUUUGUGGUAUAAUAUACUUAAUCAUCGCUGGAGGUGUUAAAUCCUUUGGUGUGUUAUACACGGAGUUGUUAGAAUACUAUGAAGCUGGUGCCGGUAACACAGCAUGGAUAUCAAGUGUAUGCUUGUUGCUUUUCAUGGGAUUAGGACCAUUUUCCAACUAUCUUGGAGAAAGAUACACAUAUCGGUUAAUGAUGGCAAUAGGAAGUGUGCUGGUUUUAAUUGGAUAUACAGCCAGUGCUUUUGUUCCAAGGAUGGACAUAUUGUACUUGACUUAUGGAGUUGUUGCAGGUACUGGUUACGGGUUGAUAUUUGCUCCUUGUACUACCAUCAUAAGUUUUUAUUUUAAAAAGAGACGAAGUUUAGCCAAUGGACUGAUGGUGUCUUUUAGUGGUUUUGGAAGUCUUUUUUUUCCGUAUAUGUAUAGAUUUUUGAUUGAUAAAUAUGGACUUCAUGGUGCCUUGCUUAUUAUUGGAGCGGUUUUUUUCCAUACGUGUGCUGCAAGUUUAUUUUUACGACAGCCGCCUCAGUUAUUGAAAAAGAAACAAACAACAGAGGAAGAAAUAGCUUUAGCUACUCCUCAGAAGAUUGAAACACCAGAAAAAACACCAUCUGGAUGUUUUAAUGAAGCCAAAACAAGAAUCUUCAAAUUAGAUCUGUUUUACAAUCCCAAAUAUACAAUUCUGUUCUGUGCUAUUUUUUUUCAAACGGCUAAUUUUGCAGGAAACUUAGUAGCACUACCUGGACAUAUACAAUCUUUAGGAUUUGGAAAACAGACAAUAGCAUUAUCUGUGUCCUUACUAGGUGGAUCUGAAAUCGUAGCCAGGGCUUUUUUAGGAUGGUUUGCUGACUUGAACAUUAUUACUCGUACUCAUUUAUUUAUGGUGUGUACGUUUGUUAGUACAAUCAUUGCUUUUUGUAUACCGCAUUUGCCAUACAAAGAAGCAGUGUUAUGUUAUGCCGUACUUAUGGGAACCUUCUCUGGAUCUUUUUGGAGCUUGAUGGGUGUCUUGAUGGUUGAUUGUGUAGGACUUGAUAAUUUUUCUCCAGCAUUUGGACUUUUGUCAAUGGCAAGUGCCUUUGCAAUCUUAAUCGGCCAACCUAUUACAGGUUGGUUGAAAGAUGCUACAGGGAGUUGGAACAUGUCAUUUCGUUUUACUGGCUUGCUUAGUGCUCUAUCAUUCUUGUUUUGUUCGACUGGUCCGAUGAUUGAACGUUGUUGGUGCUGUCAUCAAAACACUGGGACUAUUAUUAUUGAAGAUACUAAACAUGUAGAAGAAGUAAAUGGAGAAGUUGAAGAAAGUGUCCUUCUUAAAGAGUGAUCAUAAAAUCCUUUACUCUUAACCUUCAUGUUUCGAUUUACUAGUAUUCUCAAUUCUGGCCAUAUGUAAUUAGUUUUUACAUUAAGGUAUCGUGUAUUUGAAGUGCUUUAAACGGCAACAUAUCAAAACGUAUCAAAAUAUGUAUAUGUCAUAUCACGUGAUAAAUAUUUGUUUUAAGUUUAUAACUAAGUGUUGAUGAUAUAAAUUUAUCGAUAUCAUACAUGGUAUCAACCCUCAAACAAUAUAAUCCGUGGAGGUGAGUUCUCUGGACUAUAGAUGUGUCUCGGGAUAUGGAUGUGAUAUUGAAAAAGCCAUUAUGUAAAAUGUUUACAACUUGAAUUAAUUUGUUAAAUCUGUAAAUAAUCUCAUUACAAUGGGAUGGAAUAUCUUUAAGAUCUGUAAAUUGUAUCCUUUGAUUAAAUUGUUAAUCCUCAUGGUUUAGCUCAAUGUGAAUUGAAUUUUAUAGAAUUUGAAAGGUUUUUUUUUUGAAUCUGGACUUUGUUUUUUACAGUUAUAUCUUCAUUAUUGCAUUAAAAAAUACAGAAGUUUAUUGACAGUAGUGGAAGCAUUCAUGAUACACUUCUGCUGAUCUCCAAAUUUUUUCAUGGUUUACUGUUGAGCCUGUAGCAUUUACAAGGAAGCAUGAUAUAGAGAUUCUACAUUUCGUCGUCGGCGGCUUCUACAUUUAGGUGAAGUCUGUGGUUAAUUUUUUUUUAAACAUCAAUAUCUUUGUCAAACCUCCAUGGAAUUGAAUGAAAGUAAGACAGACACUUUGUAUGAUCAGGAAUGUUAGUUGAUUAUAGGGCAAUUUGUAUUUGAGAGUAUGUUACAGUGAGAUGAUCCCUAACAACAAAUAAUGAUAUCAGUUACAUCAGUUACUAUGUUAUGUGAUCAAAGGAAUCCAAAUUGAUCAAGAAAAUCCAAAAUAUAAAUAUAUUGUAUAAAUGUAGUUCCAUUUGAUGUCGAUUAUUCUAGGAAAUCCUGAGAAACCAUAAUCUACUAGUAUUAAGUAAAUAUAUAUUUGAGGUCCAGUAUUUGAUUAAAUACUCUAUGAAAGUUGGAAGUAAGUUUGAUGUCUCAAAGUUCCAGGAAUUCCAAUGGGAAAAGUGUAUUUAUACGAUUAUUCUCAUCUAGAACUAAAAUGUAUGCUUACAUUUGACUUUACACUUAAUACUGUUUUCCUAUGUUAUCUAUGUAUAUUCAUACUGUUUCAUAUGUUAUCUUUGUAUAUUCAUACUGUUUCAUAUCUUUGUAUAUUCAUGAUGUUUUUUAUAUGUUAUCAAUGUAUUUUCAUAUAUGAAAUCUUUAUAGAGGUGCAAUCGAACAAGUUAUAGUGAUAGAAGAUCAUGAAUCAUUUUUCAACAUGCAUUCCUUUAGCAUCUGGCUUUUUAGAAAAAAAAUGAUAGUUAGGUCUGAAUAUAGGACAGUGAUUCUUGGGUACAUUGGGUACCUGAUUAAGCAGAUGUUAUAACAUGGUGAAGAGUAAAAUAAGUGUUUUGAAAAUCUCAACAUUGCCCCUUUAUAUCUCAAUGUUUCUGUACCUAUAAUAAGAUAAAUAAAAAGAAUUUUAAAUGAACAAAAACAGCUUCAAUUUCAUAAGGACGAAGUAAUGCAGUGUAAAAAAAUCUUGACAUAUACUGAGAGCGAAUUCAUGAUUACUUAAUCUGUUUGGUAUAUAAUUCAGGCCUUUUUUACUCCAAUAAAGUGACAUUGUUUUUCCUAGACGAUUUAAUACUACAAGGUCAUACUUAUGUGUAUAAUGCAAAUUAACAUUAUGUCCAGUUCCUGAAAUUAACUAUAAUGUUUCACUUUUAAAAAUAUUUACUUAAAAGUAAGUGUAUACAUUUGCUAUAACAAAACCCUACAUCAUUGCUAUAUUAGAAAGUGUAAUAAGUGUUUACAAGUACUAAGUCUCAUUAUAAGUAUCUUAUACCAAUUUAAAAUGUAUCUUUUACCAAACAUUGUAUGUAUGAAAUGUGUGUGGCAGUGUAUGGCAAUUAAAUAAAAAAGUGAACAAAUAACUUUUAAAGGACAAAAUUAUGAAACAACAUAAUUUUCAAAAAAUAAUUCGCUUAUGAAAACUUACAUUUUUACAAUCUUUUUAUGAAAUAGGCCUAGUUCUGAGAAAAUACAUUGUAUAAGACUAAAUUUAACUUUAGUUGUAAGCAUUGUGUACGGAAAAAACUAGUACAGCGCUUAACCAAUUUUUCAUACGUUCAAAAGGUAUGGAUUUGGUUUAAGUAUAAACAUGCAUGUAUUAGUUAAGAUUUGGACAUGAACAUUUCCGAGAAUUUUAGUGCAAUAUCAAAACAGAAAAAAUUGCCAAACAGAAAUAUCAUACAUUAUUUCAUGAGAGUUUUCCCUUUUUACUCUUUUGAAUUCCAGUACUACAAAUUUAUCUGCUGGCUGCAAUCAAUGUGAAAACAAUCUUGAAUCGUUUUCUGAUUUAAUUCUUUUCAAUUUGUUAUUUGACUUAUAUUUUACAAUUGUGGCUUAGCUUCAUGUACUUCUAUUUACUGCGAUAAGAUUCUGCAUGAUUUUUAUUUUUGUUUGUUACAGAUAAAAAAUCUGCCAUUGUUGCAAUUGUAGUGAAAAUUGUCGUUGAAUUAACUUAAUUUAGUAAUUAAACAUCAACAAAAUUCGUUUUAAAUGUUGAAACGAUAUUACAAUUUAGAAUGUACUGUCCUCUUAUUUACGCUAAUGCUUUUUACUUUGAAAAUCUCUAUUUCUAUAAAAAAAAUUAACAGUUAAUUGUUUUGUUCAAAAAAUGUUAUUUUAAUGAUUACAUUUUUUUUAAUGCGUGCUACUUUUACAAUAGAGACCGUUUCUAACACAAUUGAAAUAAGAUAUAUAUAGACCAGAAAUUAUAGUAUGCCUAUUUUUAUGGUAUAAUGAUAGGGAUCCAUGGUGUGUGUCAUUGUGUAUAUAUAACUUAAUUGUAGUUGUAAUUUUCUACUGUAAACUGUUAACAUUUAUUUGUAUUCUUUUUACUGAAAAGUUCUUGUUAAGUCUCCCAAACGAAGUUUGGUUCGUUUGGGAAGACUUAUUGGUUUUGCUCAGUUCUUAUUAUUAUUAUUAUUAUUAUUAUUCUUCUUCUUCUUCUUCUUCUUCUUCUUCUUCUUCUUCCGCCGCUUUUAAAUUUGAACUUGUCCGCACGCGUUCUCCAAAACCGCUUGUCAGAUUAACUUAGGGUUUCACAAUAUGCUAGACUAACAUGUCUUGUGGUGCAAUCAGGGUUUUGUUUGUGCAUUGGGGUUUAUAAAGGGGUACUUUGAGGGGCAAAAGAAAGGAGGGUUUUACUAUAGAACCCUAUGGGAUUUUAUUUUUAAAAAUUUUCAAAUGAUUAUAAAUUGAAAACCGUUUGUGAUGGACACAAUCUUUUUAAUUGAAAAUGUUCUAAAUGAUAAAGCACAUUAAAUGAAAUACAGGGUUAGUCCCCAGGGGUCACCCCCACCCCCUGCCAUUUAAGAAAGUUCUAAUAUUUUUUAAAUGGUUGAGAUCCCCACCCCUAAACCAUAUAUAUUCUGGUUUGUCAUGCUAAGAUGGUUUGAAUGAUAUACAGGGUUAGUCCCCAGGGGUCAUCCCGACCCCCUGCCAUUUGAGAAAGUUCUAAUAUCUUGUAAAUGGUCGAGAUCCCCACCCCUAAACCAUAUAUAUUCUGGUUUGUCAUGCUAAGAUGGUUUGAAUGAUAUACAGGGUUAGUCUCCAGGGGUCAUCCCGACCCCCUGCCAUUUGAAAAAGUUCUAAUAUCUUGUAAAUGGUCGAGAUCCCCACCCCUAAACCAUAUAUAUUCUGCUUUGUCAUGCUAAGAUGGUUUGAAUGAUAUACAGGGUUAGUCCCCAGGGGUCAUCCCGACCCCCUGCCAUUUGAGAAAGUUCUAAUAUCUUGUAAAUGGUCGAGAUCCACACCCCUAAACCAUAUAUAUAUUCUGGUUUGUCAUGAUAAAGCACAACAAAUGAAAUACAGGGUUAGUCCCAGGGGUCACCCCCACCCCCUGCCAUUUAAGAAAGUUCUAAUAUCUUGUAAGUGGUCAAGAUCCCCACCCCUAAACCAUAUAUAUUCUGGUUUGUCAUGCUAUGAUGGUUUGAAUGAUAUACAAGGUUAGUCCCCAGGGGUCAUCC
Mytilus californianus (California mussel) is the source of this 5601-nucleotide messenger RNA. Its product is annotated as monocarboxylate transporter 12-like. NCBI's taxonomy places the organism in Eukaryota, Metazoa, Mollusca, Bivalvia, Mytilida, Mytilidae. Bases 113 to 1480 code for a protein of 455 amino acids. Gene Ontology annotation, molecular function: monocarboxylic acid transmembrane transporter activity. Gene Ontology annotation, biological process: monocarboxylic acid transport; transmembrane transport. The transcript has 5 exons. The record is from RefSeq and is a predicted model, not a curated record.